Strongylus vulgaris is the source of this 171-nucleotide messenger RNA. Lineage: Eukaryota; Metazoa; Nematoda; Chromadorea; Rhabditida; Strongylidae. The record is from the annotation of a GenBank genome assembly.
GACCUUGAUGCUAUCAAGUCAUGCCUCAGCGACAACGGUCGUCUCUCCAUCGAAGCGCCAAAAAUCCCGAAGCCCGAAGCCGAGACCGGCAGAAGUAUUCCGAUCGAACGUGUCAGCAACGCAAAACCCGUUACUGAGAAGAAGUAAAGGACUUCGAAUUAGAGAAUGAUC